Molecule: messenger RNA, 897 nt
Organism: Oreochromis niloticus (Nile tilapia)
Lineage: Eukaryota; Metazoa; Chordata; Actinopteri; Cichliformes; Cichlidae
Product: odorant receptor 131-2-like
Exons: 1
Coding region: 1-897 (298 amino acids)
Biological process (GO): detection of chemical stimulus involved in sensory perception of smell; G protein-coupled receptor signaling pathway
Cellular component (GO): membrane
Molecular function (GO): odorant binding; olfactory receptor activity; G protein-coupled receptor activity
Source: RefSeq, a predicted model, not a curated record
AUGCCAGGAACUAAACUCAGUGAUCGUGUUAUUCUAGUCCAGGUUUUUGUGUCAGUUUUUCUUUUCAUCAAUGUUCUUCAAAUCACAACAUUUUUUAUGAAGCAGUUUUUCUACACAGUCAUGCGGUACAUCUUAUUUGCUAUUACAUUGCUAUCUGAUUGUCUGUUUUUAAUAAUCACGAAUACCACACUUCUUUUAGGCCAUUUUACAAUCACCAUACAAAUGUGGUUGUGUGUAAUUAUAUUUAUUGUUUUGUCUUUGUAUACAUUCAUCACACCAGUUACUCUAACAGCAAUGACCCUGGAACGCUACGUGGCCAUUUGCAUGCCAAUGCGCCACGCAGAGCUGUGCUCUACACAGAGAGCACUGCAAUUCAUCUUGAUCAUUCACAGUCUCAGCUCUGUGCCCUGCAUUGUUGUUCUUUUCAUGUUCUUUGCAUCAGCAAACCCCAGCUUCUAUUUCCAAGGAAGAGUAUGUUCUGCUGAGAUGUUAAUUAUCUACAGAUGGCAGGCUCAUGUUAGGUCAGCUGUAAGUCAGUUUUACUUCUUGAUUAUGAGCACUACUAUUGUUUUCUCCUAUGUUCAAAUAAUGAGAGUGGCCAAAGCUGCAUCAGGAGAGAAUAAGAAGUCAACCCAUAAAGGCCUCAGAACAGUGGUUCUUCAUGGUUUCCAGCUGUUUCUUUGUCUCAUUCAGAUGUGGUGCCCGAUCAUAGAAGAUGCUGUCUUUCAAAUUGACCUAAAUGUAUUCUCUACUGUUAGGUAUUUUAAUUAUAUAACAUUUAUUCUUGCUCCAAGAUGUCUGAGCCCUCUGAUCUAUGGCCUCAGGGAUGAAAAGUUUUUUUAUGCACUAAAAUACUCAACUCUCAAUGGCUUGUUUAAAGUGCAAAUAUCAUUUUAA